This is a messenger RNA of Micromonas commoda, 1014 nucleotides long. RefSeq lists its product with no specific name. The transcript has 5 exons. The annotation marks the transcript as partial. Gene Ontology annotation, molecular function: nucleic acid binding; ATP binding. The record is from RefSeq and is a predicted model, not a curated record. NCBI's taxonomy places the organism in Eukaryota, Viridiplantae, Chlorophyta, Mamiellophyceae, Mamiellales, Mamiellaceae.
ACGCCGGUUCAGAGGCACACCGUCCCGCUGGCGCUCGCGGGCAGGGACGUCAUCGCGAGCGCGGCGACCGGCAGCGGUAAGACGGCGGCGUAUCUGAUACCGGCGCUCGCCGAGAUGCUCGCAAACGAAAAAGACGACACAGCUUCCACCCCGGCUCGGCCGCGGUGCGUGGUUCUCGUCCCCACCCGCGAGCUCGCGCACCAGGUGACGCUGCAAGCCAAACGCCUGUGCUUUAAAACGGGGUUGAAAGUCGCGACGCUGCACGGCGGGCAGUCGGUGAAGCCGCAGCUGGAGCAGCUCGCGCAGGGACCGGACGUGGUGGUCGCCACCCCCGGGCGGUUGCUCACGUGCGCCAAGGACGAGCCGUACCUGGACAUGUCGAACGUGCGAACGCUGGUGGUGGACGAGGCGGACCAGAUGCUGGACAUGGGCUUCGAGCCGCAGGUUCGGGAGAUUUUAAUCGGCGGGUGCGGAACGCCGCCGCCGAGGCAGAGUCUGCUGUUCAGCGCGACGUUCCCGCCGAACGUCCAGGCGCUCGCCGCGCGGUUGGUCAUGUCGCCCGGACUCGGUUCCGGAUUGUACGGAAACAUCGGCGGCGCCGCCGCCGCCAACAUCACCCAGCACCUUCUCCUCGCCGAUCACCUUCGGGAGCGGAAGAUGGAGCUGCUCGUCGCGGUGCUCAGGUCGCGUCCGCUCGAGCGGCGGACUCUGGUCUUCGUCGCCGCCAAGGCGGACGCCAAGUGGAGUUCGGCUAUUCCGGAUCCGACGCUCUUCUCCGCGGACGAGCUCCACGGCGACUGCUCGCAAGGCGCGAGGACCAGGGCUCUGGACGCUUUUGCCACCGGCGCCGUCCGCGUUCUCGUCGCCACCGACGUCGCGUCCCGCGGCCUGGACCUUCCCGACGUCACGCACGUCGUCAACUUUGACUUGCCGACCGAUUCGCGCGAUUUCGACGCGUACGUGCACCGCAUAGGCCGCACGGCGAGGGCGGGGAAAGGCGGAACUUCGACGAGU